AGGAAAGGGACCCUGAAAGAAAACUCUAAAUGUCUACGGCAAUGACUUAUCUGAAUGAACUUGUAUCUUCAAUAUCACCUAGAUGAUUCCUGCUCCUCCUUCUUGAGUCAACAAAGGUAUCACCUCCUCCUGGAAGCUUUCCUUGACUACCUCAACUGGGCAGAAAUCUCUGCUUAUUCCAGGGGCGUGAUUCGUCGAGAAACACAACAGAGUGAGAUUGCUCAUCGGUACAACGAUUUGGGAGAAGAACAUUUCAGAGGCCUGGUGCUGGUUGCCUUUUCUCAGUAUCUCCAGCAGUCCCCAUUUGAAGAUCAUGUGAAAUUAGCGAAGGAGGUGACUGAGUUUGCAAAAGGUUGUGCUGCUGACCAGUCAGGGGCCGACUGUGGCAAAUCCCUUCACACGCUCUUCGGAGACAGACUGUGUACCGUUGCCUCUCUUCGUGAAAAGUAUGGCGACCUGGCUGACUGCUGUGAGAAACAGGAGCCUGAGAGAAAUGAGUGCUUCCUGAGUCACAAAGACGAUAACCCCGGCUUCCCUCCGCUGGUGACCCCGGAGCCGGACGCCAUGUGCACCGCCUUUCAGGAAAAUGAACAGAAGUUUCUGGGAAAAUACCUGUAUGAAGUUGCCAGAAGACAUCCUUACUUUUAUGCCCCAGAACUCCUUUACUAUGCUCAGCAAUAUAAACAAGUUUUUGCAGAAUGCUGCCAAGCUGCUGAUAAGGCUGCCUGCCUGACACCCAAGAUUGAUGCUUUGAGGGAAAAAGUACUGGUUUCAUCUGCCAAAGAAAGAUUCAAGUGUGCCAGCCUCCAGAAAUUCGGAGAUAGAGCCUUCAAAGCAUGGUCGGUAGCUCGCAUGAGCCAGAAAUUUCCCAAAGCUGACUUUGCAGAAGUUACCAAGUUGGUGACAGAUCUUACCAAAAUCCACAAGGAAUGCUGCCAUGGUGACCUGCUUGAAUGUGCAGAUGACAGGGCGGAUCUGGCCAAGUAUAUGUGUGAAAAUCAGGAUUCAAUCUCCACUAAAAUGAAGGAAUGCUGUGAUAAGCCUUUGUUGGAAAAAUCCCACUGCCUCACUGAGGUGGAAAGAGAUGAGUUGCCCGGUGACCUGUCCCCGUUAGCUGCUGACUUUGUUGAAGAUAAGGAGGUUUGCAAAAACUAUCAGGAGGCAAAAGAUGUGUUCCUGGGCACGUUUUUGUAUGAAUACUCAAGAAGGCAUCCUGAGUACGCGAUCUCUUUGCUGUUGAGACUUGCCAAGGAAUAUGAAGCCACUCUGGAGAAGUGUUGUGCCACCGAUGAUCCUCCUAGUUGCUAUGGCAAAGUGCUUGAUGAAUUUAAACCUCUUGUGGAAGAGCCUCAGAAUUUAGUCAAAACAAACUGUGAACUUUUUGAAAAACUUGGAGAGUAUGGCUUCCAAAAUGCGCUCUUAGUUCGUUACACCAAAAAAGUACCCCAGGUGUCAACUCCAACUAUCGUGGAGGUCUCAAGAAAACUAGGAAAAGUGGGCACCAGGUGUUGUAAGAAACCUGAAUCGGAAAGAAUGCCCUGUGCUGAAGACUAUCUGUCCGUGGUCCUGAACCGGUUGUGCGUGUUGCACGAGAAGACCCCAGUGAGCGAGAGAGUCACCAAAUGCUGCACAGAAUCCUUGGUGAACAGACGACCAUGCUUUUCUGCCCUGGAUGUUGAUGAGGCAUACGUUCCCAAAGAGUUUAAUGCUGAAACAUUCACCUUCCAUGCAGACUUAUGCACACUUCCUGAGGCUGAGAAACAAAUCAAGAAACAAUCUGCACUUGUUGAGCUGGUGAAACACAAGCCCAAAGCAACUGAGGAACAACUGAAAACUGUUAUGGGGGAUUUCGGAGCCUUUGUAGAGAAGUGCUGUGCAGCUGAAGACAAAGAGGCCUGCUUUGCUGAGGAGGGUCCAAAACUUGUUGCCACAGCUCAAGCUGCCUUAGCCUAAAAGAACACCAUCAGAAGCAUCUCAGCCUGCCCUGAGAAUAAGAGAAAGAAAGAGAAAUGAAGACCUAGAACUUAUUCAUCUGUUUUUCUUUUCUGUUGGUAUAAAACCAACCCUCUGUCUAAAGAACACAAAUUUCUUUAAACAUUUUGCUCUUUUCUCUGUGCUGUAAUUAAUAAAAAA
Messenger RNA from Callorhinus ursinus (northern fur seal), 2133 nucleotides. The record is from RefSeq and is a predicted model, not a curated record. Lineage: Eukaryota; Metazoa; Chordata; Mammalia; Carnivora; Otariidae.